UUUUGGUAGGCAGUAGAUACGACGACUACGUAUGUGAUUAUUGUUUUUGUUGUAUAGUGUACAGUGUACACUAUGUAGGCGUUUGCCCGUAGGCAUAAGAAUAUUUAUCAUUAUAAACUAUCAUAGCUAUUGGAAUUAUUUAGUUUUUCUAUAGUCGUCAUUAUACGUAUUGUUUUUCAUCGCCGCUGUCCAGAUGCCUUUGAAAAAUUACCUUUGAUCCAGCUAUAAGAUGCCCCUAGGACACGCCGUUGUCGUUUGGGAAUGGGAAAACAGGAACGGCCGAUGGAAACCUCAUAGUCCCGAAGUGGCACAAUUACUCGAAAGGGCUCAUUUCAAGAAGUUGACCAGGGUGAUACUGAGAGAUGCUGACCCAAACAUGGAGUCCUCGUUUGUCAAUUUACGAACGAUGUACCAGUGCUCUGAAGAAAACGAAGGUGCACUUUUGGCUGUACGCAGAUCUUACUAUCCGGCCAAUUCUUUGCCUGGUAAAGGAGCUAGAUGGGAAUGGGCUGGUGAUGUACCUGGAGAAUGGCAUACAUACGACAUGGAAUCCCAAUGUUUCCUAGAAACAGCCUGGGCAAUGGGCUGUCAAAUUAUAGAUGUAAGCCGGACAUAUUUAGGUUUUCCAUAUACAAUUAAUUUUUGUAAUUUAACCCAAGUACGGAAUGACAGUGGAUAUAAACGUAAUAUUAGACGUGUGAACCAAGCACCAUACCCACUAGUUAAAAUACAAUCAGAUGAAGUUAUUCAAUUUAAUGAUAGAGCAGUUGUAGACACCAUUAGAAAUUUAUCAUCAAAAAAUGAAACUAUUAGAAAGUCCAGUUCAGAAUAUAUAGAUACAAUAGCUAAAAAACAACUUCAUUAUAAAAAAAACAAACAAGUAGUUCAUGAUAGCCAUCACAGUGGAACUAAUAUAGCUCGUACCUUAUUAAGUAUUUUUGCUAAUAAAAAUCCUUCAUCACUGUCUAAAGAAGCUCAAUGGCCAAUAGGAACCACAGCAACUAAAAGCUGUAGUGAAUCAAUUAAAUCAGAUUCAUCUAUAAUUGAUUUAGACUCUAGUAGCAUACGCAGUGGUAGACGUCCUAGUGUAGAUACUAUUUCAACUUAUCUAAGUCAUGACAGUCAUGAACUUCGCACAUCACGAUAUGAUCUCUUGGAUUAUUCUGGUGGCAGUAUUGGUAGUGAUGAUGCUUUUGAAUGUCAACAGAAAUCAGAUAAUUGCAGAAAUCAAUCAGUUAUUGGUGUGAAUUCAGUAAGCGAAAAAUUAUCUUGCUAUGUUCAAAUAGUUGAUGAUUUUUGGCCAGGACUUGACAUGUUAUGUCCAUUUUGUCAAAAUCCACUUAUCUCAUCAAAUAAAUCAAAUAAAAGCCUAGUUAUAGCUUUGAGCAUAUGUCAACAUAGAAUGCAUCUCACUUGUCUAAAUUCAAUUUUAAACAAUCAACCUUAUUCUAAUCAGUGGAUGUAUAUUCAAUGUCCAAUCUGUAUGAAAGUAUAUGGAGAAAAAAGAGGUAACCAACCACCAGGUGCUAUGAAGUGGACAUAUUUAAAUCGGUCAUUACCUGGAUAUGGUAGUACAAGAACUAUUCAGAUUACAUAUGAAAUAUCAUCUGGGAUUCAAGGUGAAGAACAUCCACAUCCAGGCCGUCCAUAUUAUGCUUUAGGUUUUCCAAGAAUUUGUUAUUUGCCAGAUACUGAAAAAGGAAGGCGUGUAUUAUCAUUGUUGAGUAAAGCUUUUGAAAGGCGACUGGUAUUUACAGUUAGACUUUCAAUUACAACUGGCAAUGAAGAUGUUGUUGCAUGGAAUGGUAUCAUACACAAGACGGACUUCGACACCAGAAUGCAUCAUGGUUUUUUAGAUGAAUGUAUUGAACAAUUAUCAGCACAUGGUGUUGUUUGAUUUAUUUUCUGGAUAUAAAUUAAGUACUAAUCUGGUUUUUUUCCUUAUAUCAUUUUAAUAACUUCUUCACUUACUGAAUUACAAUAAAGCUUUAAAAUUGUUGGCUGUUAUAUAAUAAAUAUAGAACAUUUGUUCUUAUCCUAAAUUAUAGAAUAUCAGUAUUAAAUUUUAACUUAUAUAUUUAAUUUAAAUUUAAUAUAGGUAUUACAUUAUAUGAACUCUUACAAAACAAAAUCUAUCUAUUAAUAUAUUUUUUUAAAUAAUAUAAUAUUAUAAACAAAAUAAUUUACAAAUGAUUUACGCAUUACUAUUUUUGAUAUUUAAAUGUUAUCAAAAAAGAUAAAAUUAAAUACUUAAUUAUGCAUCAUUUCUUUUGUUCUCUAGAUAACCUGAUGACAAAUUAGAUAUAUUGAUGUUUCUAAACAAAAUAAUUUCGACUUUUUAAGUCAUAAUUAUACUAAUGUAAAUAUGUUAUAUGUGUUCAAAGAAAGAAAUUUCUUAUAUUUUCCUACUUAAACUUAAAUUAUAGUUAUAUUACUAAUAAAUUGGUUGUUGAUACUUGAUAAUUUAAUACAUAUAUAUUACAAUAGAUAAUUUUAUUUUUAUUAAGUUUUACUAAAUAAAAUUAUACAAUUGUAAAUACCAACCUAUAAAUUGUUUUAAAAUGUACAAUUAAUUAAGUGCAAUUUUUUUAUAAUUUAUCCAAAAUUAUUAAUUAUUAACACAUUUUCUGCAAAAUUUGACUAGCUAAAUUUAAGCUUCUUUUAAUAGUAGUAUAACAUUUUAAUGCAUUGUUAAUAACUUUUAUAUUUACAAAAUAAUUAAAUUUUCUAUGACGUUAUUCAUAAUAAAUUCAUAAUUUUAUAAUUCAAUAAAUGUGUUAAUAACCAUGUUAAUCAGAAAAUGUAUUUGUUGUUAAUAUAUAAGAAGUUUUAAAUCAAAUUAUUUUUAAUAUUUAUAUUUAUAAACAUUAAGUAUACAUAGCCAUAUUAUUUUAUA
Molecule: messenger RNA, 2896 nt
Organism: Rhopalosiphum padi (bird cherry-oat aphid)
Lineage: Eukaryota; Metazoa; Arthropoda; Insecta; Hemiptera; Aphididae
Gene: dx
Product: protein deltex
Exons: 9
Coding region: 230-1897 (555 amino acids)
Biological process (GO): protein ubiquitination; Notch signaling pathway
Cellular component (GO): nucleoplasm
Molecular function (GO): zinc ion binding; ubiquitin protein ligase activity
Source: RefSeq, a predicted model, not a curated record